AGUUAAUAAUUAAUUACGAUGAAAGACGAAGAAUAUGAAUUUAUGGAAGACCCGCCUGAAAGUCCGAAGGGAUCAAAAUGUGCAGUAUUACCUGAUAAACCCACAAGUUCACCCAUUGGUAUUAGACCUAGGCCAUGUAGGCCUGGAAAUGUUGCUGCUCCAAGUGGUAAAUCAGAACCUAUCAAUAAAAAAAAACAAUGGGCACCUGGAGCUUGGCAAGAUGAUACACGAACAAGUGCAUUUCAACCUUAUAAGCCUCCAACAUUAUUAACAAAUUUACAAAGAGGAAAUACACAAACUGAAAUACUGUUACCUAAGGAUGGUAGCAAUGUUACUUUUUAUACUUUAGCUGGCCAGGGUGAGCUUACAGAAGACAAUAUUAAUUCAGGAUCAAUUGACAUUCCAGACGAAAAUGGCUUGACAGCACUCAUGUGGGCAGCUGGCUAUGGACAACUGAAUAGUGUGAGGCUAUUGUUAAAAGCUGGUGCAGAUAAAGAUUACAGAGGAUCUGAUGGCCAGUCUGCAUUGCAUUUUGCUGCAGCUUAUGGUCAUCAUGAUGUUGUGAAAAUGUUAUUAAAUCAUGGUGCUGAUCCUAAUGCAAGUGAAGACGAAGGGAAUACACCUUUAAUAUAUGGAGCUCAAGGUGAUCAUCCUCAUGUAUGUCAUGAGCUUUUAACAAGAGGAGCAAAUUUAACAGCUACAAAUGUCUAUGGACUUAGUGCAUAUAAAGCUGCAAUUCUUAAAAAUUCCACAACAGCAAAAGCAGUCAUUGACAAUUAUUUGUUACAAAAACUUGUAAAUGUAAUACCUGAAGAAUCACAACAAUAAAUACAAAUAAUGUAUAUAGUUCUAUUUUAAAGAUUGUUGAAUGUAAUUAAGUAAUUUUAUCACAUUAUAGAAAUAUUUGACUUGUUUUCAUAAACAAUUUGUUUUCAUCUCUAAAUAAUCUUCCAAUAAAUAUUAAUUAAUAAUAU
This is a messenger RNA of Phymastichus coffea, 974 nucleotides long. Its product is annotated as DNA-binding protein RFXANK-like. Lineage: Eukaryota; Metazoa; Arthropoda; Insecta; Hymenoptera; Eulophidae. The transcript is spliced from 5 exons. Gene Ontology annotation, molecular function: protein binding. The coding region runs from base 19 to 828 and encodes 269 amino acids. The record is from RefSeq and is a predicted model, not a curated record.